Molecule: messenger RNA, 297 nt
Organism: Galeopterus variegatus (Sunda flying lemur)
Lineage: Eukaryota; Metazoa; Chordata; Mammalia; Dermoptera; Cynocephalidae
Product: putative methyl-CpG-binding domain protein 3-like 5
Exons: 2
Source: RefSeq, a predicted model, not a curated record
AGAAUAACUUCCCAUCCUGGAAAUAAAGUCAGACGACGUAUAUUUGAGGAGCGGUUGGAGAAGCCCCACCAAAUCAGUGCCUAUAAUAGACUGCAGGCACUCCAGGCCUGCAGCGAGAGGAUCCCGAGAAGUGAUCUUCAUCUCCCGCCGUCCUUGUACAGCCGAGAGAUAACUUAUGCAGACAUCCGUAGACAGAGGCGGAAAGUAAAGAAAGCAAGGGAGAGACUGGCAGAGGCCUUGAGGGCAGACAGGCUGGCCAGCGAGGCAGAGAGAAUGAGGAGCCAAAUGAAGACCUGA